Molecule: messenger RNA, 1261 nt
Organism: Lagopus muta (rock ptarmigan)
Lineage: Eukaryota; Metazoa; Chordata; Aves; Galliformes; Phasianidae
Gene: SFR1
Product: SWI5 dependent homologous recombination repair protein 1
Exons: 4
Coding region: 590-1258 (222 amino acids)
Biological process (GO): positive regulation of DNA-templated transcription; double-strand break repair via homologous recombination
Cellular component (GO): Swi5-Sfr1 complex
Source: RefSeq, a predicted model, not a curated record
GUGCUAUCUUGUCUCCACAUAGAUGGAAGCCCAGCAUCCUCCUCUAUGGCUGCACAGAGCAAUCAGUCAACAAAUUGCUGCCAUUCUGCUACAGAAAUAAAGAGCACGACCUACAAUCUCUGUGCAGGUGUGCCUGCUCCAUGUGCUCAGCUGUGACCAAUGCAGCAAGAGGGCCUGAUACAAGUGGGAGCAAUCACCACUAUGGUCAUUUUUGAUCGUUUCCUCAGUCCUGGCACAGCUGCACUGAAUAAAUAAAUCCUAUACAGAUCAGUAUAGUGAAAUAUGAAAGUCUGCUGGGAAGUGUGCAGCUUUUCCCCUUCUAUGAGGAGACAGCAUCAGAUGUAGAAGGUGCUUUGUGGGAAGCAGAGCCGCGGCUCCCUUAGCAGUGCUGAAAUCCCAGUCAGACUUCAGCCUACCACUGCGCCGUGGAGUGCACCAUGUUGAGACCCCUCUCCCUGAGGCAGGAGUACGUGCAGCAAGAUGGCGGCCAGUCUCGAUCAAGGCCUCGGCCAGAAGGCAGCGUGUCCAUGCUGGCCUAGCAGACGCAACAAGCUAGCCCAGCUGCAGCGGAACUGCUGUCUGCCUUGAGAUGGAGGAAGCAGCGUGUGAUAAAUUGACGUCUUUGUGCCAUACACCAAAGGAUUCUGGGACAGCAGCUCCACAGAGGACUAGUUCAGGAAAACAGCCAAUGAGCGCAACUCUAAGGGAACGAUUAAAGAAAACAAGACGUUCAUUUAAUGCUAAUUUUACAGUGGCAAAGCGGCUCAAGGUAGAUACUGAAGAAAAAGACUGUGCAGAUGUUGACAGUGGGUGUCUGCCAAAGAUAGGCAUGGAUUGUUCCACAUUACAAGAUGGUUCUGAAUGCCCAGAAAGAAACUGCACUGUAAAUACUUAUUUCAAAAGUCCGUUACAGGAAAACAAUCUCUGCGAAUCAGCAGAGAACGUGGUAAGGGUUGAUGUUAGUCAGCAGCAGUCCCUAGAAGAAAAAGUAAGGCUGAUGAAACAAGUGAAAGAUAAGGAAGAGCUACUUCGAAGGCUCAAACUGGUCAAGAUGUACCGAUCUAAGAACAACCUGUCUGAACUGCAGGCUUUGAUAGUAAAAUGGAGAAGCAGUACCCAGCUGAUGCUGUAUGAGCUGCAGUCUGCCUUUUCUGCAGAUGGCAAGAAAGUGAGUCUCAGUCAGCUGAUAGAUACUUUUGGAUUGGAAGACCACUUACUGCACUACAGCAGAACAGAAGAAGAUUUUGUGGACACGUAACCU